AUUAAAACUCUCUCAAAUGCAUAGCAGCACUUAGAGCUCCUGAAACAGAUAAUCAAAAUGGUUGUGAAGAUGUUUGGAUCAGGACAGGCUGGGUGCGCCAGAGGGGUGCUUGCAUGCCUGGUGGAGAAAGGCAUUGAGUUUGAAAUUGUGCCUGUUGAUAUACUCAAAGGGGAACAGAAAAAACCAGAGUUCCUUGCCUUACAACCCUUUGGAAAAGUUCCAGUGGUGCAGGAUGGAGAUCUCACACUGUUUGAGUCAAGGGCAAUUAUAAGGUACUAUGCUGAGAAAUAUGCAGGGCAGGGGACCUGUCUACUGGGGAAAACCUUAGAGGAGAGAGCAUUGGUUGAACAGUGGCUAGAAGUAGAAGGGCAGUACUUCAGUCCUCCUUCUUAUGCACUGGUUGUCCAGGUGCUAAUCGUCCCAAGGCAUGGUAAGCCUCAGGACUUGCCAUUGAUUGAGAGCAGUGCCCAAAAGUUGGGGGAAGUGUUAGAUGUGUAUGAAGAGAGGCUAUCAAAGAGCAAGUAUUUGGCAGGGGACUUUUAUAGCCUUGCUGAUCUGACCCAUCUUCCAUUUAUUGAUUACAUAGUGAGUGCUACUGAUAAGGGGUAUUUGAUUACAAACAGGAAACAUGUGAAUGCAUGGUGGGAGGAUAUUUCCUCCAGACCUGCAUGGAAGAAGGUUUCAGCUAUGUGAAACCAUGGUUCAUGUGGCUGAGGUUCCAACAAUUUAGUGUGUUUUGCAAAAUAAUAAUACCAUGGUGUACUCUGUAGAUGGUGGA
Messenger RNA from Cryptomeria japonica (Japanese cedar), 778 nucleotides. Its product is annotated as glutathione S-transferase F10. Gene Ontology annotation, cellular component: cytoplasm. NCBI's taxonomy places the organism in Eukaryota, Viridiplantae, Streptophyta, Pinopsida, Cupressales, Cupressaceae. Gene Ontology annotation, molecular function: glutathione binding; glutathione transferase activity. The record is from RefSeq and is a predicted model, not a curated record. The transcript is spliced from 3 exons. Bases 58 to 693 code for a protein of 211 amino acids.